GGGGGGGGAGUUGGAGGGAGGGAAGGAGAAGGAGAAAUCAUCUGCGAGAGGAGAGCUGGAAGACCUCUCCGUCCUCCAACUUCCCCGAGAGAGCGUGGAUGCUGGAAGGAGCCCCUUGGAUAUGGGAUCAUAUCUGGUUUAUCACAGCCUGGGUUUGAUCCUCUGCUGCUCCGUGCUGAGCUCGGUCUACGCUCUGGUGGAUGCUGAUGAUGUCAUCACCAAAGAGGAGCAGAUCUUUCUACUGCUAAAAGCCAAGGCCAAGUGCGAGCGACACCUGAAAGCCAAGGUGCCCAAGGUGCAUGAUGGCUUUUGUCUUCCUGAGUGGGAUGGUAUUGUCUGCUGGCCAGAAGGUGUGCCGGGCAAAGUGGUGGCUAUGCCGUGUCCUGAAUACAUCUAUGACUUCAAUCACAAAGGCCAUGCUUAUCGCCGGUGUGACCUGAAUGGAAGCUGGGAGCUGGUUCCAGGCAACAACCGCACCUGGGCAAACUACAGUGAAUGUGCCAAGUUCCUCACCAACGAGACAAGGGAGAGGGAGGUCUUUGAUCGCCUCUAUUUGAUUUAUACUGUUGGAUACUCCAUCUCUCUGGGAUCCCUCACAGUUGCUGUCCUUAUCCUGGGAUACUUCAGGCGUUUGCACUGCACUAGAAACUACAUCCACAUGCACCUGUUUGUCUCCUUCAUGUUGAGAGCUGUGAGCAUCUUCGUGAAGGACGCGGUCUUGUACUCUGGGUCAGCCUUGGAGGAGAUGGAGAGGAUUUCUGAGGAAGACCUGAAAUCCAUAACUGAAGCACCUCCAGCAGAUAAGUCACAGUUUGUGGGUUGCAAAGUAGCAGUUACCUUCUUCCUCUACUUCCUGGCAACCAAUUACUACUGGAUUCUGGUGGAAGGGCUUUAUCUCCACAGCCUCAUCUUCAUGGCUUUUUUCUCAGAGAAGAAGUAUCUCUGGGGAUUCACGUUAUUUGGCUGGGGACUCCCUGCUGUAUUUGUUACAGCGUGGGCCAGCGUGAGAGCCACUCUAGCCGACACAGAGUGUUGGGACUUGAGUGCUGGCAAUUUAAAAUGGAUUAUUCAGGUGCCCAUCCUGGCAGCUAUCGUGGUAAAUUUUAUUCUUUUUAUCAAUAUUAUCAGAGUCCUAGCAACCAAGCUACGGGAAACAAAUGCAGGGAGGUGUGACUCAAGACAACAGUACAGGAAGCUGCUGAAAUCUACCCUCGUCCUUAUGCCUCUGUUUGGCGUUCACUAUAUUGUUUUCAUGGCUAUGCCAUACACAGAUGUGUCAGGGAUUCUUUGGCAAGUUCAAAUGCACUAUGAAAUGCUGUUCAACUCUUUCCAGGGAUUUUUUGUUGCCAUCAUAUACUGUUUUUGCAAUGGAGAGGUCCAGGCAGAAAUAAAGAAGUCAUGGAGCAGGUGGACAUUAGCACUUGAUUUUAAAAGGAAAGCACGAAGUGGGAGCACAACCUACAGUUAUGGACCAAUGGUUUCCCACACCAGCAUCACAAAUGUAGCCACGAGGGGGGCACUUGCCCUUCAUCUCAAUACAAGACUUAUACCAGGGACCCUCAAUGGACACCGGAAUUUACCAGGUUAUGUAAAAAAUGGCUCUAUUUCUGAAAACUCUAUGCCUUCUUCUGGACCAGAGCAGUACAACAAAGAUGAAGAGUACCUGAAUGGCUCUGGGCUUUAUGAUGGAGACAGACCCACAGUACUUGUUGAAGAAGAAAGAGAGACAGUGAUGUAAGGAGAAGAAGAAACAAAAGGAUGAAAAAGGUUCCUGGAGAGCAUUUAGUGGGCAAAAGAAUAUCAGGCCACACAAUGGAUGCCAAGGGUUUCCAUGCCUUUUCUCUGUUCUGUGGAACAAGAGGUUAAGUUAUAUGGAAAAAAAAAAAAAAGCCACCAACGUGGCCAGUGGUUGAUCACACACAUAUACCCAGUGAUCUCAGUCUCCCCAGUGUUAAUGGAGGCAGGGCUAUCCACAGGCCUUGCUACAUGCUGAACAACAGAGAUACUGAGAGUUUGUGGGGAGGGUUGCACAGCAGCACGCGGUCCUUUCACUUCUUGGAGAACUUGGGCAGUCAAGGAGGAUGGGAAUCUCACCCAGUAAAGCAAGAGUCUUGCGGGGAGCGUACAUUGUCAUCUUCUUGCAAGGGUACAAGCCACCUGAGCAUCAGUGUCUUUGGUUUGGUUUGCUCUGUCCUUUUUGAAUCUGUCUGGUAACACACAUGAGAAUGACCAAGGCCCUUUGGGUACCAUACCUGUCCAUUCUUGCAGCCAAGUUCUUAAUGUGCACAGCUUGGUACAACUUGGGACAUGUUCUUCCCUUGGGCAUUCUCACUCCUUGGCAAACAGGGGCAGGUUUAACAGCUCAUGGUCACUAGAUGAAGGCAAAAAACUACAUUCUUCUUUCCUUGACUUGAGUACCAUAGCAAGCCAGAAACCAGUGCAAUUUUAAGAUGGGAAAUGCAGUUAACAGAGUGUGUGACAUCUUUUGUGUGACAUUUUCAGUCUUCCAGAUCCAGCAGUAGAGAUAGGCCCAGUCUGCCUGCUCCCAGGCAUUUUUAGAUGGGGAGGGUGUUUGCAGAUCUUCAGCUGUGUGUCUGUGUGUGCGUGUGGCUAAAAUCAGCUCAGAAGGUCGCUAUCUCAGCCUCCCUCUUUGUGGAUGCUCAUGGAAACAAACAUCAGUAAUGUUCUUAUAAAGUUACACAUUUCUUCUCAUUCUCCCCUCUAAAUUACUUGUUUCUCACUAAUCCAAACACUCAUGAAGAGAAACACGAGAUGCUGGAUACAGUCAGGCAAGCUUGCUUUCAUGAGGUUCAAGGGCAAAAUCUGCUGGGUGUAAGCACAGAGAUGGCUCGUGGACAGUCACCUUCUGAGCAUCUUCUUUCUUUCCCAUUCUUAGUGGUCGAGACAUUCAAAUGAAUCACACAUACCUACAGACAUCUGGCCAGCAUCUUUGCUGGUGUGAUUAAGUAUAAUUGCAGCCAAAGUCACUGAUUUUGCCCAGAGACGCUUAGAAGAGGAAAUAUUGGGGUUGCCUGAGAAGGGAAGAGCAGAAGAAAAUUUAGUUUAGAUGUUCAGAAGAAAAUCUUUAAUCAGAGAGUGGAGAUGCACUGGU
Molecule: messenger RNA, 3112 nt
Organism: Centrocercus urophasianus (Greater sage-grouse)
Lineage: Eukaryota; Metazoa; Chordata; Aves; Galliformes; Phasianidae
Gene: PTH1R
Product: parathyroid hormone 1 receptor
Exons: 13
Coding region: 122-1738 (538 amino acids)
Biological process (GO): adenylate cyclase-activating G protein-coupled receptor signaling pathway; intracellular calcium ion homeostasis; cell surface receptor signaling pathway
Cellular component (GO): plasma membrane
Molecular function (GO): G protein-coupled peptide receptor activity; parathyroid hormone receptor activity; peptide hormone binding
Source: RefSeq, a predicted model, not a curated record